AUGGGUUUGUACCCAUACCCAUUUACUUUGAGAGACCGCCUCCAAGACUCGCUUCGGAAGUCGGGCGAGAUUGAGAAGAAUCUUUUGGAAGAGCAAGACGCAUUGAGCAAAGAGGUAGUUGCCUUGAAGUUGGAGAAGACCGCUCUGGAGGAGAAGCAUGAAGCGGAGGUGGCCGCUGUCCGGGCCGAGGCGGGCCCCGCCUACCUUAAGUCUGCAGAGUUCUUGGCCUAUGAUAAGGCAAAAUAUAAGGAGGUGGUUGGCAAUGUGGUGGCCGCCAUCCGUCAUUUGUUCCGUGAGGAGUGCUCCGAUUUGGGUUGGGACUCUGACCGUGUGUGGGAUGCGGUUGGUCAGUGGUCCUCCUUGGAUGUGAAUUCGGAGGCGGAAGAAUCGGAGGAGGAUGGAGAGGACACCGAGCAAGGUGAUGCGGAUGAAGGAGGAUCUCCAGCGAUCUGA
This is a messenger RNA of Linum trigynum, 453 nucleotides long. The record is from the annotation of a GenBank genome assembly. NCBI's taxonomy places the organism in Eukaryota, Viridiplantae, Streptophyta, Magnoliopsida, Malpighiales, Linaceae.